UUUCUAUUUGCAAAAAACAGACAAAAAAAUUGGUGAAACCAGUGAAACUAACUUUAUAUUAUGAUUGUGUAUACCAACAUAAGAAAAUCAAUAAAAAUGGACUAUGGUAUGGUUAUACGUGUGGCUAUAUGGCCACAGUGUCAUUCAACGUGAUAUUGCCAACUGCCAGAUUAACAAUAACAAAUCAAGUAUUCAAUUUUAAGGUUAAGUUAAGCAAAAGUUAAUUAUAAAAAUAUAAUUAUUAAUAAUGCCACCCAAAAAGCAGCCUGAAAAAGGAGGCAAGGGAGGAAAAUCAGGAGGUGACGCAAAGGAAUCUGGCGCGAAAGAGAAAAAAGGCGGGACAGCUGUCAAAGUCAGACAUAUAUUGUGUGAGAAACAGUCAAAAUGUUUGGAAGCUCUAGAAAAACUGAAAGCGGGGCAGAAGUUUCCUGAAGUAGCAGCGGCGUACAGCGAGGACAAGGCUCGGUCGGGCGGCGACCUCGGCUGGCAGACGCGCGGCGCUAUGGUCGGCCCCUUCCAAGAUGCUGCCUUCGCACUGCCCAUCUCCACCGUCGCUAACCCUGUCUACACCGACCCUCCAAUAAAAACUAAAUUCGGCUACCACAUAAUUAUGGUAGAAGGGAAAAAAUGAGUGACAUGGUGUAUGGAUUGGAGUAUUUUUGGGCGAUGUUUUUGUUGUUAAUUAUGGAAAGGAUAUGCUGCUUGCAGGAGCAGUUUGACAAAGACUAUAGCGUGCUCCCCGAGGACGAUCCGAUUGACUUAGAAGACUCUGAUUCAGAUUCUCUGAAGUGGAGUUUCCUGCGGCUGAGCCGCCACGCGCAAGUCACCAUGCUGCUGACCUUCUUCUACUUCUGCAACAUUUGCUUCUGGUUCGUAAUGACAAAAAAAGCUUCGCCCAUUACCUUACCACACACUUUUACACUUUUAGAUUUAAAAAAUGUUAUUCCAUCAUGAAUGGUACUAAUAAAUAUGAAAAACAUCGAAAUGAAUGUUUGUUCUUAAAUUCGUUUCCCACUGAAAAC
Leguminivora glycinivorella is the source of this 1022-nucleotide messenger RNA. Its product is annotated as peptidyl-prolyl cis-trans isomerase NIMA-interacting 4. Gene Ontology annotation, molecular function: DNA binding; peptidyl-prolyl cis-trans isomerase activity. The record is from RefSeq and is a predicted model, not a curated record. The coding region runs from base 248 to 631 and encodes 127 amino acids. NCBI's taxonomy places the organism in Eukaryota, Metazoa, Arthropoda, Insecta, Lepidoptera, Tortricidae. Gene Ontology annotation, biological process: rRNA processing. The transcript has 3 exons.